UGUGUCACAGUAGCACAGGCUAAGUUAGCUUUCGUUUCCUCGUGUUUGUACAAUUUGGUUCCUGUACGCAGAAUCGGUAGUGAAUAUCCAUUAAGUUUUUUUUUUUAUCUUUAGCCAUGGCGUCUGCAGGCUCUGGUUGUUAUCGACUCAGCUGUUCUCUGAGUGGUCAUGAGCUGGAUGUACGUGGACUGGCUACCGCGGUGUUUUUGGAUGGAGCCUUUGUGUCCGUGUCCCGGGACCGUAGUGUACGGCUCUGGGUACCAAACAGCCAUAACAGAGGAUUUACACAGAAGCAAUCUAUGACUGGACACUCCAAAUUUGUGUCUUGCGUUUGCAUCAUCCCGCCAAGUGAUGUGCACCCUAGUGGGCUAAUAGCAACAGGAGGAAAUGAUAAUGUCAUCUGCAUCUUUCAGCCUGACAGUCCAAGUCCAUUGUAUGUGCUCAAGGGUCACAAACAUACAGUUUGUAGUCUCUCUGCUGGGAAAUUUGGCACAUUACUAAGUGGGUCCUGGGAUACAACAGCUAAAGUCUGGCUAAACGAUAAGUGCAUGAUGACUUUACAGGGUCAUACAGCAGCAGUGUGGGCAGUAAAAAUCUUGCCUGAACAAGGACUAAUGCUGACAGGGUCAGCUGAUAAAACGAUCAAACUGUGGAAGGCUGGUAGAUGUGAGAGAACUUACAGUGGACAUGAAGACUGUGUUCGAGGUUUAGCCAUACUUACUGAAGCAGAGUUCCUUUCAUGUAGUAAUGAUGCCAGUAUUCGAAGAUGGCACAUCAAUGGCAAAUGUUUGCAAGUUUAUUAUGGACACACAAACUAUAUAUAUUGCAUGUCUGUUUUCCCAAAUACUCAAGACUUUGUUACCACAGGAGAAGAUCGCACUUUGAGAGUUUGGAAACAAGGGGAAUGUGCUCAAACUAUCAGGCUCCCAGCACAGUCUGUUUGGUGCUGUUGUAUUUUAGAAAAUCGUGAUAUUGUUGUUGGCUCCAGUGAUGGCAUUAUCAGAGUAUUCACUGAAUCUUCAGAACGCGUAACAAGUGCAGAAGAACUCGAGGCUUUUGAAGAAGAGCUUUCUAGCUCAACAAUUGAUCCUAAAACUGAGGACUUGGGCGACAUUGAUGUUAGUCAGCUUCCUGGUCGAGAACAUCUUGAUGAGCCAGGUACCAGGGAUGGACAGACCCGCUUAAUUAAAGUUGACAAGAGUGUUGAAGCCUAUCAGUGGAGUGCUGCUGAAGGAAGAUGGUGUAAGAUAGGAGAUGUAGUAGGUUCAUCUGGAGCAACUCAGCAGACAUCUGGAAGAGUCUUGUAUGAAGGAAAGGAAUAUGACUAUGUCUUCAGUAUUGAUGUGAAUGACAGUGGACCUUCUUUCAAACUCCCUUAUAACAUCACAGAUGACCCAUGGCUGACGGCUCAUAACUUUCUUGAGAAGAAUGACUUAAAUCCCAUGUUCCUGGAUCAAGUUGCUAACUUCAUUAUAGAGAAUACAAAAGGACAGUCACUGGGAUCGCCGAGUUCAGGAGUUUCUGAUCCUUUCACAGGUGCUGGACGGUAUAUUCCUGGAUCUGCAUCGGACAUGGCAUCAAGUAGAAGUGAUCCUUUUACAGGUGGAGGACGAUAUAUUCCUGGCUCUGCACCGGGUACUGCAACUUCUGCAGGUGCAGGUGAUCCAUUUACAGGAGAGAGUGCCUACCAUUCCUCUGCAUCUCAGCAAGUGAAUAUUUAUUUUCCAAAGAAAGAGGCAGUUACAUUUGAUCAAGCAAAUUCUGUACAGAUUAUAAGUAAGCUGAAGGAACUGAAUAAUGAUGCACCAGAAGGAUAUAGAUUGUCUGAAAAAGAACUAGUGAGCCUGGAAAAGCUGCUGUGUAUGGUCUGUAGUCCUACUGGUGACGAAGCUCCAACUGCAGAACAGCUGGACACUCUGUGGAAAGCAGCAAAAUGGCCUGAAGAUAUUGUUUUCCCUGCACUUGAUAUCGUUAGGCUCGCUGUUAGACAUCCCAGCAUUAAUGCAGUUUUCUGUAGUGAAGAAGAUGGUAGGCAAUUUUGCAACCACCUCAUGAAUCUCAUGGACACCAAGGGGAAACCAGCGAAUCAAAUGCUUGCACUUCGAACACUCUGCAAUUGCUUCAGUGGCCCAGCUGGACAGAAACUCUUGAUGUCACUUAGGAACCCGCUGUUGUCUCAAGCUGUAGAACUCAAAGGAAGUACAAACAAAAACAUUCAUAUUGCACUGGCUACAUUAGCACUAAAUUAUGCAGUGUGUCUGCAUACACUAAAUGACAUUGAGGGUAAGGCUCAGUGUUUGUCUAUCAUUAGCACAGCUCUGGAAGUCAGUAAAGACCUGGAGGUCAUUUUCAGACUUCUAGUGGCACUUGGGACACUUACAAGUAAUGACAAAAGUGCUACACAGCUGGCUAACUCAUUGGGGGUUGAUUCUCAGAUCAAAAGAUAUGCUUCUGUGACAGAUCCUGCAAAGGUUGGUGAGUGCUGCAGGUUUGUUCUAGGUCAGCUUUAGUCCAUAUUUUUCAGAUGUGUAGGACUGUAACAAUAAGCACUUCUAGGCUGUUUUAAUUGAAUAAUGUGGUAUAUAAAAUAAAAUAUGCAAUCCAGGUUGGUGGUUUUCUUUCAAGAUUGAUGCUGCUCCAAACUGCCCAUGUACAUAAAAUAUUAAAAUAAAGACUUUUGCAUUUA
Protopterus annectens (West African lungfish) is the source of this 2686-nucleotide messenger RNA. RefSeq names its product phospholipase A2 activating protein (gene PLAA). Gene Ontology annotation, biological process: ubiquitin recycling; proteasome-mediated ubiquitin-dependent protein catabolic process. The transcript is spliced from 14 exons. Gene Ontology annotation, molecular function: ubiquitin binding. Gene Ontology annotation, cellular component: cytoplasm; nucleus. Bases 117 to 2510 code for a protein of 797 amino acids. NCBI's taxonomy places the organism in Eukaryota, Metazoa, Chordata, Ceratodontiformes, Protopteridae. The record is from RefSeq and is a predicted model, not a curated record.